AGGGGCCCUCAACCUGGGCUCAAAGACGGAAGGAGUGAGUGAAUCUGGGGAAUGCGGUCUCCUUUCUCUGGCCUCGCCGCCCCUCUGAGGUGGUGGAGAAGCGGUCUGGGGCCUCGUCCUGGGGUGGCUGAGACAUGGCCCCUGCCCCGGGCAGCCUCUGCCUUCCCGAAGCAGAAAGAAGGCCAAAGGGAGCGGGAGGGUGCAGCCGGGCGGGGGCUGGAGAUUGGGACCUGCCCCGCCCUGGAGCCCUGCGGCCAGGAAGCUAGUGGUGUUGACCGUGGGCGGCCACCCCCCUACCCCAGCCAGCAGAGCCAUAUAAAGCCGCCCAAGGUCUGCUCCCCGCUGCCCGCCCGCCACCAUGAAGGCUGUCCUCCUUGCCCUGCUAGCCGCUGUCUUGGCCCUGCGGCCAGGCACCGCCCUGCAGUGUUACUCCUGCAAGGCCAACGUCAGCAACGAGGACUGCCAGCACGUGCAGAACUGCAGCCGCUCUGAGACCCAAUGCCGGACCGAGUUCAUCCGUGCUGUUGAUCUCCUGACCCUCAUCAGCAAGGGCUGCAGCUCGCACUGCGUGGAGGACUCAGAGGACUACUACCUGGGCAAGAAAAACGUCACAUGCUGCUCUACUGACCUGUGCAACGCCAGCGGGGCCCACGCCCUGCAGCCGGCCACUGUCACCCUGACGUCGCUCACCGUUCUUGGCGUGCUGCUGUUCUGGGGCCCCGGGCAGCUGUAGGAUCCAGGAGAACCCUGUUGUGUCCCAUGCUGGGCAGCGGUGCCCAGGGGCCCGGGGGGCACUCCUCACACACACCUGGUCCAGUCACAGCCCUUUCUGAACCCUAACUCAGGUCGGGCGAUGCCCCUCUGCCCUUUCCAGCCCUCCCUGGCUCCCUCCAGGACUCCUGCCCAGCUCCCACCGCCCGGCAGGCUGCGCUCUGUGAUGUGGAACAGCGUGCAGAUGGCCCAGCAGACCCCUUCCCAAUAUUCCGACCCACCCCUUAACCUUCACUCAGGCACCUCUUCCUCCAGGAAGCCUUCCCUGCCUGCCCCCUCCACGAGCUGAGCCAGGUCCUGCCUGUGGUGUCCCCCGCACCCAGCAUGAAGCAGGCUCUCAGGAGGGCCCCGAAAAGGCUGAGAGGAAACAUUCCGAGUAGAAUUAGGGUCAGGGGUGUGAGGUCCUGGGAGCCCCAAGAGACGAAGCUUGGAGGGGGGACUAGCUCCCCAUGUUCAUGGGGGUCCUGGGGCAGCAACCCCAGCACACAGUAGGCCCUUAAUAAAGGUCCAUGGGCUUGGUU
Balaenoptera musculus (blue whale) is the source of this 1292-nucleotide messenger RNA. RefSeq names its product prostate stem cell antigen (gene PSCA). The transcript has 3 exons. Bases 359 to 733 code for a protein of 124 amino acids. The record is from RefSeq and is a predicted model, not a curated record. Lineage: Eukaryota; Metazoa; Chordata; Mammalia; Artiodactyla; Balaenopteridae.